Molecule: messenger RNA, 1586 nt
Organism: Daphnia pulicaria
Lineage: Eukaryota; Metazoa; Arthropoda; Branchiopoda; Diplostraca; Daphniidae
Product: glutamate receptor ionotropic, delta-1-like
Exons: 10
Coding region: 1-1392 (463 amino acids)
Cellular component (GO): membrane
Molecular function (GO): glutamate-gated receptor activity
Source: RefSeq, a predicted model, not a curated record
AUGGUGAGUUUCUGUAUUCUCUUGUUGGUGAUGACGCAUGCCACCCUGGUGAAUUCCAACAGCGGAUUUGACUCAACCAAGAAGACGAUUGGAAGGGAACUUUUAAAUGGACGCCAUUUAGUUAUUGGGAUAAUCGACAUUCCUCCAUACGUGUUAAUCCAACAUAGCCCUCUGAAGAAUAUCAGUCAUGUGGAUGGUUUCGUUCCUCACAUCAUUUCCUGGAUGGCCGAAAAAUUUGAAUAUGUCGAACCACCAGAUGGGGCCUUUGGAGCGUUCGUUAACGGUUCAUGGAACGGUCUAGUUGGACUGGUCGUCCGUGGUAAAAUUGACGUUGUAGCCACAGCCUUAUCGGUGACUUAUUCGCGGUCGCAAGUCGUCGAUUUUACAUUUUCAUUUUCAGAUGACCCAAUGGCAUUGCUCAUCCCAUUUCCUCAAUUGGAAAGCACCAUUUCUGCCAUUGCCAAACCGUUCCAACAUGAGGUAUGGAUUGGGAUCGGCCUUAGUUUUCUAGUUGCAUCCGUCGUCCUCUGGGUGAUUUCCCGAAUUCAACAAAACAUUCAUUGCCAACCACUUCACGGGAAAACGGGAUGGUUUCCUUAUUUCUGGUUCCUCUUCCGAGCCGUAAUCAAUCCUAACGGAGUCAUCAAUUUCACGCUGGCAACGCGUCUAAUCAUCGCCGCAUGGUGCCUGAUGGGCAUCGUCUUCGUCAAUUCCUAUACGAGCAGUUUGUUGUCUCAUUUGCUGGCCCCCACAUUCCUGCCGGUCAUCAGCACAGUCCAGGACUUGGCAGACAGCCACAUCGUACAGAUAACGUCAUUGAAACACACUUCCGCCGACUCCGCGUUACUCGCGGCAACGUCCGGUUCGUUUGCCAAACUUGGCGCAAGUCUCCGAGCUCACCCCGAGAACCUUCUGGAAACGUUGGACAACAUUGAAGAUAUCGUGUUUUAUCAGCGGAAAGCUUUCCCUUACCAAGAAACUUCGCUUAAGCAGCGAAUUUAUGACGACUUCAAAGCAACUCGACAGUGUCGCCUUUCGAUCGCCAAGGAACCGCUCUUCCCCGAUCAAAUUGCAUUCGCCUUACCCAAGUCAAGCCCCUUGACGACUGACUAUAACUACGAGCUUAUUUGGCUCCGCCAACUCGGAUUGUUGAAUCAUUGGGCCAAUUCCUUUUUGCCCAGACCUUAUCAGUGCUCAGCUCCGCUAGCUUCGCUUCGCCCAACUUCAAAUAAAAGGCUGACUCUCAAUUAUCUGUCGAGCGCUUUCCUCCUUUAUGGUGUCGGCGUCGGGGUUUCAAUCUUGGCUUUCGUGCUGGAAUUCAUUUCCACUUGGUGGAAUGCAACUACUCGUGUCAAAUCAUUUGGGUCACGCCAUUCUAGAAUUAACGCAUAGGUUCACACGCUUGUAGGACACAAAACUCGGUCACUUUCUUAUUUUCCUUGUUCUGCAUGGGUAGAGCUGCUGGGAAACUGUGAAAAUCUCGCAGCUAUAAUUGCUAGCUCAUAUGUCUGUCUCUGCUUUAUAGUCUACGUCUAAUAAGCUACUUAACUUUAGGACCAAAUAUUAGUAAUAUAUUUGCUAUUACU